AACACAGAAAAAAAAGGGUUAAAGACCUCCGACAUCCAGGAUGCACCUUGUCAGGUUCCUCUUCCUUGCUUUCCUUCUGGCGGUGGCGCUGCUGGCGGAGGACGCUCAGUGCAAAAGAGUCAUCUGCAAAGACAGCUGCUGCUCGUUUGUGGAGAGCUUUCCAGUCAAACUGAGAAAGCUGCGCACAUCUUACGAUGAGAUGAGAAACUACUAUGUAAAUAAUGAUGACCUGGGGUUUGCACUUUUCAACAGGACAGUCCUUGAGAAUCUCAAAGGUCCUUACUUCUGCCAUGUAAUGAACGAGGUUUUGCGCUUCUAUCUGGACACAGUUCUGCCAACAGCGAUCACACAGGAGACCCAAAACUUCAAAACAUCUAUAGACUAUAUUGGAAAUAUCUUCAAUAGCAUCAAGAGGGACAUUGUCAAAUGCAAAUCCUACUUCUCCUGCAAGAAGCCCUUUGAAAUUUCCAGCAUCCAAAAGUCAUAUUCUCAAAUGAAGGAGAAAGGACUGUACAAAGCCAUGGGGGAGCUCGAUAUGUUGUUCAACUACAUUGAAGAUUAUCUGGCGUCAAAGCGACUGAAGAACUGAGAAGAUUCAGGAUACAGGACAGGAUAAAGCUGGAGAAACAACUAGAUAACCCCCAAAUGGCUUAUUUAAAUUGAAGUGAAUGGACAAUCGAAGGAACAAAUGAACAAUAACACACAGUACAUAUGUGCUGGAUUAAACAAAUGUCUGUUUAAUUUAAUUUAAUUUUCUGAGGUUGCCUCUCUGUUUUGAGGCCACACUACUUGAUUGCUUCGAUUGCACUGAGCUUAAUUUGUUUUCUAGAUUUAUUGUCUAGAAAUGUUGUCGCAGUAAUAAUUGUUCCUAGAAGAACGUCAGUACUUAGAAUAUUAAUAAGUCACAUUGACCAGAUUAAGUAUUGAUUUUAGUAAUUGCUGCUUUUUACAAUUGAGGGUUAUAUUUCAGCUUGUAAUUUUGUGUUAAUUUACUAUUUAUUUAUAAAUUAAGUCAACUGAAGCAGCAGAUAACUUAUACAUACAGAAGUUUGUUUUAUAAUGUUUGUAUUGUAAUUUAUUUAUUAUUGUUGUUAUUAUUUUGUCUUUUGUUGUAUAUUAUAUGUCUAGUUUUAUGCAUGUUUAUUAUUAUUAUUAUUAAAACUGUCAAAGAUAAUACUGCUGAAGUGUAUAUUUUCUUUUUUAAUUUGACUAGAAGUGAUAUACCAAUUUGGGGUGGGCAAUAUAUUGUACAUAU
Astyanax mexicanus (Mexican tetra) is the source of this 1255-nucleotide messenger RNA. RefSeq names its product interleukin 10 (gene il10). Bases 41 to 589 code for a protein of 182 amino acids. The transcript has 5 exons. The record is from RefSeq and is a predicted model, not a curated record. Gene Ontology annotation, cellular component: extracellular region. Gene Ontology annotation, biological process: immune response. Gene Ontology annotation, molecular function: cytokine activity. NCBI's taxonomy places the organism in Eukaryota, Metazoa, Chordata, Actinopteri, Characiformes, Acestrorhamphidae.